AAAAUAAGGGAAAAAAUGCACACGCAUGAGACUCUCAGGCACGAGUUAACAAAAGGAUUCGCUCCAUUUUCAUUUUUUUCCAUCCAUCGUUUCCUUGUAAAAUGAAUCCUCAGGUUUCCGACAAUCUCGCUACAGUUUGAGCUCUGAGAAUGGCGCUAAUUGGAGCAGGCUCCUGAAAGAUGUUAGUUUUCUUGUGCAACCUCCAGGGCAUUGGACGGAGAAACUCACAACGAGUAAGCGAGUUCUUAUUGGUUUCUAACCCUAACCGAUCGUUUGGUCGCUUUGAUACUUCCGCCUCUAAUGGUUUAGCGGAGGUUAAUCUUUUUCCUUCAUCCGUGUUUAUUUGGUUCACAAGUUUUCUCUAUUUGAUUCGUUUUCCUCUUACGACCGAAGCGAAACCGGACAAAUUUGGAGAAGAUUUAGAUAGAGAAUCGAUACGUAAGAUCGUUCAAGAAGAACGGUGGGACGAUUGUAGGGUUGUUAGGCUGUUCCGUUCAGUUUUAGCUCCAGUAAGGGUUUCCAGGAUCUUGGUCGAGCUAAAAGAGGACGCCCGGUUAGCGCUGAAGUUCUUCAACUGGGCUGGAAAGCAAGUGGGUUAUUGCCACACCGCCGAGUCGUAUUGCAUUAUUGUUCACAUAUUAUUUAGGGCUAGAAUGUACUUUGAUGUGCAAGAACUUCUGAAGAUUCUCAUUUCCUCCAGGAGGAUUCCAGCUGGUUCAGAUGUUUUCGACAUUUUGUGGUCGACAAAGAGUGUUUGCAAUUCCGGUUAUGGAGUCUUUGAUGCUCUAUUUGGUGUCUUGACUGAGUUGGGAUUACUCGAAGAAGCAAGCGACUGCUUCUCAAGGAUGAGUAAGUUUAAAAUAUUUCCAAAGGCACGUUCUUGUAAUGUUCUUCUACACAGGCUUUCUAAGUCGGGCCGAGGGGACAUGUCCAGGAAGUUUUUUGGUGACAUGAUUGCAGCCAAAAUAUCUCCAACAGUCUUUACUUACAAUAUAAUGAUAGAUUUUAUGUGCAAGGAGGGGGACUUGAAGACUGCAAGAAGCUUAUUUGCACAGAUGAAAGACAUGGGUUUCUCACCGGACAUUGUCACAUACAAUUCUCUCAUUGAUGGACAUGGGAAGCUUGGACUAUUAGAGGAUGCAGUACAUAUAUUUGAGGAAAUGAAGGGAGCAGGUUGUGAUCCUGACGUGAUAACUUACAAUGCUCUGAUCAACUGUUUUUGUAAAUUUGGGCAGAUGCCACAGUCAUUUGUCUAUCUCCGUGAGAUGAAGCAAAAUGGGAUUAAGCCCAAUGUUGUAACUUUUAGUACAUUUAUUGAUGCUUUUUGCAAGGAGGGGAUGAUGCAAGCGGCCAUUAAGUUUUUUGUGGAUAUGAUACUGGUUGGUCUUACUCCUAAUGAGUACACAUAUACUUCCCUGAUAGAUGGAAACUGUAAAGCAGGAAACCUGGCUGAAGCUUUAAAGCUGGUUAAAGAGAUGUUGAACACAGGACAUAAUCUUAAUAUUGUUACCUACACAGCUUUAGUAGAUGGUCUUUGCAAAGAUGGGAAGGUAGAAGAAGCAGAAGAAGUUUUCAGGGCAAUGCUGAAAGAUGGUAUAAAUGCUAACCAGCAAUUCUACACAGCACUUGUUCAGGGGUAUUUCAAGGCUAAAAAGAUAGAAAAGGCAAUGGACUUAUUAAGAGAAAUGAGAGAAAAAUGCAUCAAACCUGAUUUAUUACACUAUGGAACUGUUAUAUGGGGUCUCUGCAACCAAGGAAAGCUUCAAGAAGCUAGAUUUUUAGUAGGGGAAAUGAGGGAAUGUGGUUUUAUGGCAAACCAUAUUAUAUACACGACACUGAUGGAUGCCUAUUUUAAGGCAGGAGAUGUAAAAGAGGCUCUCAGUUUGCUAAAAGAAAUGCAAGAAUUUGGUGUUUCUCCCACAGUUGUGACUUACUGUGCAUUGAUUGAUGGGUUGUGCAAAGCAGGAUCAAUUCAAGAGGCAACUUAUCAUUUUGGUAGGAUGGUAGACAUGGGUUUACAACCUAAUGUAUUGGCAUAUACAGCGCUAAUUGAUGGCCUCUGUAAAACUAAUUGCUUGGAAGAAGCCAGGAAGCUGUUUGAUGAAAUGCUGAGGAAGGGUAUGAUUCCAGAUAAAGUUGCCUACACAUCUUUGAUGGAUGGCAACUUGAAGCAUGGGAAUCUUCUGGAAGCUUUUGGUUUGAAGGACAGAAUGAUAGAAGAUGGCAUUGAACUUGAUUUGCAUGCUUAUACUUCUUUGAUAUGGGGCCUUUCUCAAUGUGGUGAAAUACAACAAGCAAGGAAUUUGCUAAAUGAGAUGCUUGGAAGAGGUGUUCCUCCUGAUGAAGCUGUUUAUAAUUGUCUAAUAAGAAAGUAUCUUGAGCUAGGGAAAAUGGACGAAGCAACUGAGUUACAAAAUGAUAUGGUAAAAAGGGGUCUUAUUCCUUACUUGAAUGAUUAUGUUGUACCAAAUGAACAAAUUUGAGAGGGUAUAAAUGUCUGUUCAUCAUAUAUUUGUUGGUGCUGUAGUAAAUUUUCAGUGCUAAAAAGGCAUGAUACAUUUUAAUAGUUGGGAUGAAGAACCCAAGAAAUACAUAAAGCGAAGGAAUCCUUCAUCACUGACAAUGUGUCCUGAAGAAAUUAUGCUCAAGGCUGGUUUGCUGUUUUGAACCUUCCCUCGACUUCAUGUAAAUUGAAAAUGCCAAUUUGAUAUCUUAACAGAAGCAUCUCCCACAAAGAGGGGUGAUUUAAGUAGGGGAAACAUACUUUGGAGUAACCGAGUAAGGAUCCUUAUUCAUAUGAACUGAGCCAAAUUGAUUCAUUUUACACAUUCAGACUUAUUCAGGUUCAAAAGAAGGAAAAAGGAGGCUACGGUGAAGACUGUGGAGGGAAGCACAGAAUGUGUUGCUAUCCAGAACCCUGACAAAAGUGAGAAUGUAUUGGUUCGUUGUGAUCUGUCUGCGGUGGAAGACGAAACUGUGACUUUGAAGGAGGAUGAGAAGGACUCGAGUGGGAUUGCUGCUACGAAUUUAGGAGGCAGUUCAGGGAAUGGCGAUGGAAGAAUUGAUGGCAUGGACGUGGCCUGUUGCACACUUCCCCAAGUUGAGAAUGAUGAUGCUGAUAAAUGGCUUUGUGAGAAAGUGUUGGUUGGAAGGUUAGGCGUGGAUCUAGGAAGGAGAGUGACAGACUGUUACAGUGACUCCUGUUGAAGAGAUUCACAAGAAAUCCCAUGGGGUUAGGAAUUCACACAUUGUUAAUAUAACAAAGGUUUUCUCUCAGUUGAAACUUGGUUUAGUUGGGGCAGGACCUUCAAAAAACUUCAAAAGGGUAUAUAAAAGAAGAGGGGGGAAGGCAAUAGCUCAAGUUUCUGAUGAGGCUGGAAAGGAGGACUCUCGGGCUCUUAACAGUCCGGACUCUCAGGUGGAAACCUGCCAACACAAAAAGAAGAUGAAUAUGCCACCAGCUCUGAAGUAAGAUUUCCUGAUAGAAGUCUGGAAGAGAAGGAGGCGAAGAGAAGUCGAGAUUGGUAAAAGUCUUGGCUUGCUCUUUUUUGGGGGGCGGUGAGGAAUUUUCCAAGAAGGCCUUUGAGGAGUUUGAGAGAAAGAGGAUGGACAAGAGGUUGAAGAAAAUGGAAACUAGAGAAAGAGGUGAUAAGUGGGAUGAAGAAGAUGACAGGCAUGAUGAAAGUUUUGAGGAAGAGGAUUAGGAAAGUUGGGUGUUUGGGUUCUUUUUAGGGUCAUUCGAGUUUGAGUUGGGUAAGGUGGUCAAUUUGGAGUUUAUCUCUUUGUUUACGUUUUCAGAGUAUGUGGGUGUAAGUUGCUUUAAUGUCUUUCUUUUCUCUCAGGUGAUUUAUUGUCACCUUUCCUUUUGUAUUCAUUUAUAGUUUGAUAGAAGGUCAAUUUGGGGUAUUCAUUUUUUUGGUUAAGAUGCUGAAAUCUAGUAAUUCAAUUUGGGGUAUUCAUUUA
Nelumbo nucifera (sacred lotus) is the source of this 3963-nucleotide messenger RNA. Lineage: Eukaryota; Viridiplantae; Streptophyta; Magnoliopsida; Proteales; Nelumbonaceae. The record is from RefSeq and is a predicted model, not a curated record.